Aspergillus glaucus CBS 516.65 is the source of this 2055-nucleotide messenger RNA. Its product is annotated as sugar porter family MFS transporter. Bases 199 to 1782 code for a protein of 527 amino acids. Gene Ontology annotation, biological process: transmembrane transport; carbohydrate transport. NCBI's taxonomy places the organism in Eukaryota, Fungi, Ascomycota, Eurotiomycetes, Eurotiales, Aspergillaceae. The record is from RefSeq and is a predicted model, not a curated record. Gene Ontology annotation, molecular function: carbohydrate:proton symporter activity. The transcript has 4 exons. Gene Ontology annotation, cellular component: membrane.
UCUCACUCACUGUUCUCCUUUUCCUUGCCAAUCCCUUAUUCUUAUGUCUCUCAUGACGCUCAAUUCUUUAUAGUAUACACUUUGAUGAAUCCUCAAUAUUCUCCGGCACUACACAUCGACUAAUUCAUUAUGGGCGGUGGUCAAUACUUGGGUCUGAAGGGCAAUGCCCUCCAGAUUGCCAUUGGUGUUAUUGCCGGCAUGGAUUUUUUGCUCUUUGGUUACGAUCAGGGUGUGACCGGUGGUUUGUUGAAUCUGGAGUCGUUCAUCAGCGUCUUUCCUUCUAUCGCAACCACCGGAGCCGAGUAUGGGGAUCUUUCUGGUCCGGAGAAGAGCGCUCGCUCGACGGAGCAGGGAAUCGUUGUCGCCGCUUAUAACUUGGGAUGUUUCGCCGGUUCAAUCCCCACAAUCUGGAUCGGAAAUUGGCUUGGACGGCGCAAGACCAUCUUCCUCGGUUCGUUUAUCAUGGUUAUCGGCGCGAUUCUACAGUGUACCGCCUACCAUCUGCCUCAGUUAAUCGUUGGUCGUAUUGUCACCGGUCUCGGAAAUGGAAUGAAUACAUCUACCGUGCCAACAUGGCAAUCCGAAUGCUGCAAGUCCAACCGUCGCGGUCAAAUGGUCAUGAUCGAAGGCGCCAUGAUCACCCUGGGUAUCACCAUCAGUUACUGGAUCGACUUUGGUCUUCUCUUCGCCGACCCGAACCCCGUGGCCUGGCGCUUCCCGCUGGCCUUCCAGAUCUUCUUCGCCCUUAUCAUUCUGGCGUUUGUCAUGUUCCUUCCUGAGUCGCCUCGCUGGCUCGUGCUCAGUGGCCGCGAACAUGAUGCUCAGGAGGUACUCACGGCGUUGUUGGAUGAUACCCCAGACUCGACCCUGGUACAGAACGAGCUCAUUGCCAUCAAGGCUACCGUCCUUGAGAUGUCCAAGGGCUCGUUUAGCGACAUGUUUACCAUGACCGAAGACCGUCAUUUACAUCGUACCAUGUUGGCCUACGUCAAUCAGAUGUUCCAGCAAAUCUCAGGGAUCAACCUGAUUACCUACUAUAUCCCCAAACUACUCGAGGACCAAGUCGGAAUGGAUCCAGUUACAUCCCGCUUAAUCUCCGCCUGUAACGGCACUGAAUACUUCCUCGCCUCCCUAAUCGCCAUCUUCACCAUUGAGAAAUUCGGACGUCGCACGCUCAUGCUUUUCGGUGCUGCCGGGAUGUCCCUUUCCAUGGUCGUCCUCGCCAUCACCUCAUCCAUCGCCAAUACCCCGGCGAACAUCGUCUGCUGUGUGUUCCUGUUUGUCUUUAACACCUUCUUCGGUAUCGGUUGGCUUGGUAUGACCUGGCUAUACCCGGCAGAAAUCGUGCCGCUAAAGAUUCGUGCUCCGGCCAACGCAUUGGCGACUUCGUCCAAUUGGAUCUUCAACUUCCUCGUUGUCAUGAUUACUCCAGUGGCUUUUGACAACAUUGGUUACCAGACCUAUAUAAUUUUCGCAGUCAUCAACGCCUUCAUCUUCCCCGUCACCUACUUCUUCUACCCCGAAACCACCCGCCGCUCCCUCGAAGAAAUGGACCGCAUCUUCCGCAAAACCACCAGCGUCUUCAAUCUCGUCCGCACCGCCCGCGAUGAACCACACAUGUACGGCAAGAAAGGCGAGCUCCUCCACACCGUCGACGACGUCGAAGAUGCUGCCGUACACGCCGCGCGCCAAGUCAGCAUCGCUGGUGGGACGCACAAGGAGCACCGCGAACAUAUCGAGAAUGAGAAGUUUGAGGGAGAUGGUAGUUCGGAUCGUUCAUAAACGGGUUGUUUUUUUUUUUUUUUUUUUGCUGCUAUGUUUGGAUGUGAUGUUUUACGAGACCCAUGUUUUUAUUACUGGAUUGGUUAUGGUGGUCUUUUGGGACGUAUAUAGCUGGAUAUUUGGUGUUUGUUAUAAAUAUACCUAUUUGAUUGUGCAAUUUUGGGCUUGGGUGUUUCAUUGCAUGCAUAGACUCCGACUUGGUGAAGAUGCUGGUUGCGAUUUGAGCUAUUCACAGCAGUGUAUACAGAGUAAAUUAAAUGUUUACUGCUCAAG